ACUUCUCGAGCCCGGCUUUCUCCCUCCCUCCCUCUCUCUCUCUCUUCCUCGCUCUCCCUCAUCUCAUUGUUUCAGAGUAGGCCAAAUUUGAAGUCCUUUCCAGGGAGUGGCCCUGUUCAUCUUACUCUCCAGCCAAAGUGGAACAGAGUGAGAAGGAGAGAGACACAUUCAACAACCAAAGGACUCGGUGGAAAGAGCAGAGAACCAUAAACAAUAUGCUGCUUUUGGGACCCAAAGUGGCGCUGUUUCUCACUGCACUCAUCAUUCCCUCUGACUGGACACCCCUAGGGGUCAGCAGCCAAAGAGGAGAUGAUGUGACUCCAGUGACUCCAGAGACAUUCACAGAAGAUCCUAAUCUGGUGAAUGAUCCUGCUACAGAUGAAACAGUUCUGGCCGAUAUCAAGCCUCCCACAGAUGACCUGGCCUCGCCCGAUAAAAAUACCACCACAGAGUGCCGGGAUGAGAAAUUUGCCUGCACAAGACUCUACUCUGUGCAUCGGCCAGUGAAGCAAUGCAUCCAUCAAUUAUGCUUUACCAGUUUACGGCGUAUGUACAUCAUCAACAAUGAGGUCUGCUCCCGUCUUGUCUGUAAAGAGCAUGAAGUCAUGAAAGAUGAACUGUGCCGUCAGAUGGCUGGUCUACCCCCAAGGCGACUCCGUCGCUCCAGCUAUUUCCGCCUUCCUCCCUGUGAUGAUGUGAACUUGCAGAGACCCAGUGGUCUGUGAUGUCAAGGAAGAGGAAAGAAAGAAUGUGUGCGUGGGAGGGAGAGAAUGCUCUAAGAGGGAACUUCUUGUCCAACCAUUGUCAGCCAACCCAUAGACAUGAGUAUUUCUUAAACCAAUCCCAUCGCAAUGUCUAGCUUUUGUCCUUACUUCUUGAUUUUUCAUCCAUUUAUCUCAUUUUUCAGUACUUAAAAUAGUCUGUAGUAUUGCAUGGUUUUGCUGCUUCCCCAUAUCAUAGACCUAGUAGAUAUACCAUGUGGCUUAGAUACAAACAUUCUGCAUACAAUUUCAAGGGAAAAUAAACUUCAAUAAAAUUAUUAAAAAUAAUAAUUAACUACUGAAUCUGUUUGAGAUAGAUCUUAGGGUGGAAGAUGUUAUCACUGUCUACCUUAACUAACCAUGGAACUUUAUUUUUCAUUCAAGAGUUUCCUAGAUUAACCCCCAUUCACCUACAUAGUCCCCUUUACUUUUAUUAAUUAUUUUGCUGGAUUGUCCUAACAUUUGCCUGGUAGGUCCUUUUUAGGAGAAGAAUUAUGGUAAUUUUUGUAGUCGUAGAAAAUUCUCCAGAGCCAAGAGUUAUACAAGACCGCGGCUAAAGAGAGAGGAGUACACCAGGUAUAAAACUAUUCAAUUUUUCAUGCAGUUGUUCAGUCGGCAAGUAGGGCUAGCAAGUCUCGUUUACUCACUCAUUUAUGGUAGUAUGGGGGUUAGCCCACCUCCACAAGUUAAUUAGACAACUUAAUGUGAAACCAUAUCAUUGCUCCCAAUUUCCUUGAGUGGUUGGUACUUCUUUCAUCCUCACCACUUACCAAAAUCUGUAGAGAUUAUAUUGUGCAAAUGGAUUCUGGAGUAGCCUGAUUUGGGGCAUAAGAAGGGAAUUCAGACCUGAACUUUAACACACAAGUAUAAAGUUUACCUGAUGGUUUACAGGAAACAGUAAAAGAAACACAACAUUAAGACAACCUGCAUUCUAGUCCUGGCUCUAGCAGUAACCAGGCAAAGCAUGUAAGCCCUACCCCAAUCUCUCAAAGCAAAUGUACUCGUAUAUAGACAGACAUAGUCAAUGGACAUUGUAGCCACUGUAGAGGCAUCUCAUAGGCACAGUUUCCAAGAAUCAUUUGAGUCUCUUCAUGAACUUGACCCUCUGAUUGCCUAUUGAACGAGAGGUGGCACUCCCCCCAGAAAGCACCCCAAUCCCAGUAUUGGGUAUAUUGCAAAUUAAACAUUUAAAAUAAAUGUUCCCAAUUUCCUUCUCAGAA
Balaenoptera ricei (Rice's whale) is the source of this 1981-nucleotide messenger RNA. RefSeq names its product microfibril associated protein 5 (gene MFAP5). Gene Ontology annotation, cellular component: microfibril. Bases 216 to 725 code for a protein of 169 amino acids. The transcript is spliced from 10 exons. Lineage: Eukaryota; Metazoa; Chordata; Mammalia; Artiodactyla; Balaenopteridae. The record is from RefSeq and is a predicted model, not a curated record. Gene Ontology annotation, biological process: embryonic eye morphogenesis.